This is a messenger RNA of Chaetomium globosum CBS 148.51, 1221 nucleotides long. RefSeq lists its product as uncharacterized. Gene Ontology annotation, molecular function: heme binding; peroxidase activity. NCBI's taxonomy places the organism in Eukaryota, Fungi, Ascomycota, Sordariomycetes, Sordariales, Chaetomiaceae. Bases 1 to 1221 code for a protein of 406 amino acids. Gene Ontology annotation, biological process: hydrogen peroxide catabolic process; response to reactive oxygen species; cellular response to oxidative stress. The record is from RefSeq and is a predicted model, not a curated record. The transcript has 5 exons.
AUGUUGCAUUCAAGGCUCUUCCUCCUCCACACCCUCCUCCUUCCUUUUCCUUCUCCCACUUUGGCAUACACCUGGCCAAAUCCACAAACCGACAUCUUAGAGGCUAUAUACUACCAACAGAUUGGCUACGAUGGACGUAGAUUCAGCGCGUUCGUUAGAACAUGCGAGACUGGGAAUAACCUUGGAGCAGGACGAACCAACAGCGCAGAAUGGAUACGGACGGCUUAUCACGAUAUGGCGACGGCGGACGUCGAGGCAGGUAUCGGAGGGAUGGAUGCCAGCAUCGGCUUUGAGAGGUUCCGCUCAGAGAACGUUGGUUAUCACGCUUUUACCGACAGUCUUUUAUUCUUCGCCGACUUCAUGAGCGCGUAUUCAUCCAUGGCCGACCUGAUCGCCCUCGGCGCUGUCAUGUCCGUUACCGCGUGCACCAUGUCACCAAACCGGAAACCGCUCUUUUUACCAUUCAGGGGGGGGAGAAUCGAUGCUACGGAGCCCGGGCCCUUUGGUAUCCCGGAACCACACCAUGAUCUCGCAAGCCACACGAAUAGCUUUAAGAAGCAAGGCUUCAAUGCCACCGAGAUGAUUGGUCUUGUGGCUUGCGGCCAUAGUCUAGGCGGUGUCAAUGGACGUGACUUCCCAACGAUUGUUCCGGUCAAGAAUGACUCGAAAUUUGACACCAGCCAGUCGGUGCUCGACAACAACAUGUGUGUUUCAAACACUGUACCAAAAGGGGUUCAGUUGUCCGAAGUUAUCACGCCUAUCCCCGUGAAGCCAGACAAUCUCUUUAUCACGAUAAAUGACAACGGUGGCAUGACCAUCAAGGGGGAUAUAAGGGCCUGGCACCCCCAUGCGCCCUCCUUCGAAUGGUGGAAUUUCACGACAACCGUCCCCGUCAGCCAGGGUCUCGCCUCCUUCACCGUCGAGGUCAUCGACGGCAGUCACUCCUCAAUACACGACAAUGGCGGAAACGGCUUCCCAUUACAAACAGACCUCAUACCCCAAACUCAGCUGUCCUGUAGCGCCGUGUACAUGGGAAGAGCCUACAUGCUCAAUCUGACCGUGGCGGUCCGAGACGAGCUCAACUUCCAAGAUAUUAAACUCACCGUCCCGAUCCCCAUGCGGCAAGCCGAGUCCAUGGUGCCCCGGUUUGAGUCGCAUGUUCUCAACAUGGAGAAGACGGGGAUCAUUCCAGCCACUGGAUACUCGCUGUAUACGGGCUAG